CCCAGGGCGGGCACCGACGAAGCGGCGCCGCGGGCCCCGCGCGCCGGGAGACCCAGGCUGAGAUGCAGCUGCUCCUUCUCGUGUCCCUGCUGCUGGCUCCGGCACCUGGGUCCUCGGCUCCCAAGGUGAGGCGGCAGAAUGACCCCUGGGGCCCCUGGGGCAGCUGGAGCCCCUGCAGCCGGACCUGCGGAGGGGGCAUCAGCUUCCGGGAGCGCCCCUGCUACUCCCAGAGGAGAGAUGGAGGCUCCAGCUGCGUGGGCCCUGCCCGGAGCCACCGCUCUUGCCACACUGAGAGCUGUCCCGCCGGUGCCAGGGACUUCCGGGCUGAGCAAUGCUCCCAGUUCGAUGGCCAGGACUUCCAGGGAAAGCGUUACAAGUGGCUGCCCUACUACGGGGCCCCGAACAAGUGUGAGCUGAACUGCAUUCCCAAGGGGGAGAACUUCUACUACCAGCACCGGGAGGCCGUCGUGGACGGGACGCCCUGCGAGCCUGGCAAACGGGACGUGUGUGUGGAGGGCAGCUGCCGGGUCGUCGGCUGUGACCACAAUCUAGACUCAUCAAAGGAGGAGGACAAGUGUCUGCAGUGUGGGGGUGACGGCACUACCUGCUACCCCGUCACAGGCACCUUUGAUGCUAAUGACCUCAGCAGAGGCUACAACCAGAUCCUCAUCAUUCCCUCGGGGGCCACCAGUAUCCGCGUGGAGGAGGUGGCCGCCAGCAGGAACUUCCUGGCGGUGAAGAGUGUCCAUGGUGAAUACUACCUCAACGGGCACUGGACCAUCGGGGGCGCCUGGGCCCUGCCCGUGGCCAGCACCAUCCUGCAUUACGAGCGAGGGGCCGAGGGGGACCUGGCGCCCGAGCGGCUCCUCGCUCGCGGGCCCACCUCUGAGCCCCUGGUCAUCGAGCUCCUCAGCCAGGAGCCCAACCCGGGCGUGAGCUACGAGUACCACCUGCCCCUGGGCAGCCCCCGGCCUGGCUUCCACUGGAGCCACGGCUCCUGGAGUGACUGCAGCACUGAGUGCGGUGGAGGUCACCAGUCCCGCCCAGUGUUCUGCACCGCUGACAACGAGGUCUACCCCGACCACAUGUGCCAGCGCCAGCUGCGGCCGGCUGACCGCCGCCCCUGCAGCACUCACCCGUGUCCGCAAAACAAGCGCUGGAAGACGGGGCCCUGGUCACCCUGCUCGGCCUCCUGUGGCGGCGGCUCCCAGUCCCGCUCUGUCUACUGCGUCUUGUCCAGUGAGGCUGGCGUCCAGGAGGCUACUGAGGAGGCCGAGUGUGCAGGCCUGCCCGGGAAGCCCCCCUCCACGCGGCCUUGCAGCCUGCAGCGCUGUGCGUCCUGGAGGGCAGAGCCCUGGGGAGAGUGCUCUGUCAGCUGCGGGGCCGGGAUCCGGAAGCGGAGUGUCACUUGCCGGAGUGACGAGGGGUCUCUGCUCCAUGCUGCUGCAUGCUCCUUGGAGGACCGCCCCCCUGUCUCUGAGGCCUGUGUGCCUGAAGACUGUCCCGCCAUCAACGACCAGGCCUGGCAUGUGGGCGCCUGGGGUCUAUGCUCCAAGAGCUGUGGCUCGGGCACUCGGCGGCGCCAGGUCAUCUGUGCCAUCGGGUCCCCCAGCCGCUGCAGGAGCCUGCAGCCAUCCAAGCCCGCGGAGGUGGAGCCCUGCAACCCACAGCCCUGCCACCUCCCUCCAGGCGUCCCCAGCAUGCAGGACAUGCACAGCAGCCCCGGGGGUCGUUGGAUAUCUUUGGGGCCUCAGGCAGCCCCCAUUUCAGAUUCCAGAGACCAGUGGUGGGCCCCUCAGGAGCAACCCUCAGUCCAGGGGAACCCCAGAGGAGCCCAGGGCCUCCACCUGCCAGACCCAGCCCCAUCUCUGCGGCAGUCCCCACACGGGAAGCCCCUGCAGUCUGGCCUGGCGCCCCAGGACUGCAGACUCAGCCCCUACGGGUGCUGUCCUGACGGCCACACCGCAUCUCUUGGGCCGCAGUGGCAGGGCUGUCCUGGGGCCUCGUGUCAGGAGAGCAGGUAUGGAUGCUGCCCUGAUGGGGUGUCUGUGGCUGAGGGGCCCCAUCAAGCUGGCUGUGCAGGAUCUUACAGCAGUGAUAAGACUGGGAGAAGGCCGGUGUCAAGAGCAGUGGCUUCCUCAGCCCCCAAGACCCACCAGUCCCAGGCUCAACAGAAGGAGCCCAGUGAGUGCCGGGGCUCCCAGUUUGGCUGUUGCUUUGACAACGUGGCUUCUGCUGCUGGCCCUCUUGGGGAAGGCUGUGCCGGCCAGCCCAGCUAUGCGUACCCUGUGCGGUGCCUGCUGCCCAGCGCUCAUGGCUCCUGCACGGACUGGGCCGCCCGCUGGUACUUCAUCCCCUCCGUGGGCCAGUGUAACCGCUUCUGGUAUGGUGGGUGCCACGGCAAUGGCAAUAACUUUGCCUCUGAAGAGGAGUGUGUGAGCAGCUGCCGGGGACCUCAACAGGAGCCCCAGAGCCCCGAUCCCGGGGCCUCUGGCCAGACCACCCACGGAGACAGUGGUGGCAGCCAUCCUGGAGGCCAGCAAGAGGCCAGCUUGCAUAGGAUGAGGACCACAGUCCAGACGAAGCCCUUGCCUUCUGGUGGCCUCUGGUGGCGAGACCGAGAGCCUGGACUGGGAGAGGAGGGCCACACCCAGGCCUCUGGAGAGAGGCCCUGGGGCUGGGAGCUUGGGCCCAGUGCUACUGGACUGGGCGGAGAUGCUGGGAGGCCAGUGCCACCCUCACACAGCUCUUCCUACAGGAUCAGUUUGGCAGGCUCAGAGCUGGCCCUGGUGCAGGCGGCCCUGGGACACUUGGUGCGGCUCUUCUGCCAAGAUGACACCUCCCUGCAGCCCCAUGCCAGGUGGCAGAAGGACGGGCAGCCCAUCUCCUCUGACAGGCACAAGCUGCAGCCUGAUGGCUCCCUGGUCAUCAGUCCCCUGCGGGCGGAGGAUGCUGGCACCUACAGCUGUGGCAGCAGCAGGGCAGGCCAUGACUCUCAGAAGAUCCAGCUUCGUGUCACAGGGGGUGACGUGGCCGUGCUAUCUGAGGCUGAGCCAAGGCACUUCCCUCAGACCAGGGACCCAGCCCAGGGCCACAGUCCUCGGGACUCCAGCCUAGUGGGGAAUGCAGGGGACCUGGGGGCUGCCUCCUCCUUGCAGAUUCGGCCCAUGACCAGGCUGCUUCUGGACAGGAACCAGCCUAGGGUUGUGGAUGCCCACCCAGGUCAGCGGAUCCGGUUGACCUGUCGUGCUGAGGGCUUCCCACCGCCAGCCAUUGAGUGGCAAAGAGAUGGGCAGCCCCUCUCUUCCCCCAGACACCUGCUGCAGCCUGAUGGCUCUCUGGUCAUCAGCGACGUGGCUGUGGAAGAUGGUGGCUUCUAUGCCUGUGUUGCUUUCAACGGGCAGGACCGAGACCAGAGAUGGGUCCAGCUCAGAGUUCUGGGGGAGCUGGCCAUCACAGAGCUGCCCUCUACUAUGCUGGUGCCAGAGGGUGACACGGCCAGGCUGCUGUGCGUGGUGACAGGAGAAAGUGUAAACAUCAGGUGGUCCAGGAAUGGGCUGCCAGUGCGGGCUGACGGGCAUCGCGUCCACCAGUCCCCGGAUGGCACACUGCUGAUCCACAACUUGCAGCCCAGGGACGAGGGCUCCUACACAUGCAGCGCCUACCGCGGAAGCCAGGCAGUCAGCCGCAGCACCGAGGUGAAGGUGGGCCCGCCAGCACGGGCCACCCAGCCCAGGGACCUCAGCAGAGAGUGCAUCGAUCAGCCCGAGCUGGCCAACUGUGAUCUGAUCCUGCAGGCCCAGCUCUGUGGCAAUGAGUAUUACUCCAGCUUCUGCUGUGCCAGUUGCUCCCGCUCCCAGCUGCACGCUCAGCCUGUCUGGCAGCAGGGAUGAACACUAGCUCCAGCCCCAGCGCUAAAGCUCUCGGGCUGCGGUCUCUGGCUGGCAAAGGGAGCUCUCUUUUAGAGAAGGGCUCUUUCAGCUCCCGACCCCCUCCCCACCUGCCCCGCAGUGCUGUGCCUCAGCAACAGCCAGCACCUGCCUCGCUUCUACCACCACAGGCAGCGGUCAAGAGGAGUUUGGAUAAGGACAUCCUUUACUUUAUGGCUCCCCUCUCUAAUUUCUGUUAUACAGGAUCAAUUCAUUGGGUUCUAAAGCAAGCUACCAGGAUUCUCACUUCAUUUAAACCUGGUUGGGGAGAUGUGUAAUGGAUUCAAAGUUAACACCAACUCACAUGGGCACACUCUUACCGUGUCAGGCAAGUUUUCUUUCCUAGAACUCCCGUCUCCUUUAGGGUCAAAUAGUGGUCCAUUACUCUCAUCAACCUCACCCUUCCAGGUAGUGUAGCAACCAGCUUCAACUCGCAUCUGUACAUACAGUUAAUGGCAUGUUUGUGAAGGCUCUUGCCAAAGUGGAAUACGACAUGUAAAAGGCUCAGUACGGGGAUGUGGGAUGAAGGAGCAGCAGCUGUGUUAAAUGGGGCCAGGGGAGCUCCUUACUUUCAUCAGAAGCUGGCGCCUGAAGCCCUCCUCCUGAGGCUGACCUGCAGAGCCUGGUGGUGAGGACUGCCUCACACCUGCAUCAAGCUGACAGACCUGCUCUGUAAGGUGACCAACUGAGAGCCUCUCCUCUCCAAGCAGGAAUCUGGGAAGCAAAAUGCUUGCUGCCAGAUAAAAAUCAGACUAUUAAAAACAGACAUCAGCAGGAUAGGGGGCCAAUGGAGGGGAAGGCAAUGUAUUAACAAUGAAGAGGUUUCAAUUGGAAGCAAUCCUUCUCCAUCUCUCAGAACCUCAGGUUUCUUGCUGCUAAACAAGAGGCCUGAAUUCAAUGAGCUUCCAGGUCCCUUUCCACUUUAACAUUCUACACAUCCUCUAGUGGACUGGCUGGGCCUAGGCGACAGGCUAUUCUGGGACACAGGAAAGGCAGGCAUUAUAGGGAAAGCUGACUUUUGUUACCAACACAUUGUCUGGGGGGAGAGACACAAACUGCAUCACGGGUGGAUGAUACUUCUUGGUCUACCUCUCAUUCAACACAGGAAACAUGAGUUAGGGGCAGAGGUGUUUUUUUCUUUCCAUUUAAAAAAAUACAGAGGAGAAUCCCCUUUCA
Messenger RNA from Suricata suricatta (meerkat), 5105 nucleotides. RefSeq names its product papilin, proteoglycan like sulfated glycoprotein (gene PAPLN). Gene Ontology annotation, biological process: extracellular matrix organization. Gene Ontology annotation, cellular component: extracellular matrix. The transcript is spliced from 27 exons. Gene Ontology annotation, molecular function: serine-type endopeptidase inhibitor activity; metalloendopeptidase activity. The coding region runs from base 63 to 3893 and encodes 1276 amino acids. The record is from RefSeq and is a predicted model, not a curated record. NCBI's taxonomy places the organism in Eukaryota, Metazoa, Chordata, Mammalia, Carnivora, Herpestidae.